This is a messenger RNA of Sphaeramia orbicularis (orbiculate cardinalfish), 709 nucleotides long. Its product is annotated as ras-related protein rab7-like. The record is from RefSeq and is a predicted model, not a curated record. Gene Ontology annotation, cellular component: late endosome; phagocytic vesicle; lysosome. Gene Ontology annotation, molecular function: GTP binding; GTPase activity. Lineage: Eukaryota; Metazoa; Chordata; Actinopteri; Kurtiformes; Apogonidae. Gene Ontology annotation, biological process: phagosome-lysosome fusion; endosome to lysosome transport.
AGUACGGCUACAACACAAAGUUACGUGCAGACCCUGAAGGCAUCAGCAGCAGCAGCAGGUCUGAGUCCAGUGGAAAUAAGUGUGAUCAGAUCUGAAGAUGGAGGAGAGAACAGGACCUGUCACCCUGAAAAUAAUCCUCAUAGGGAACUCUGGGGUGGGAAAGUCCUCCUUCAUGAACAGAUAUGUCAGUCACCGCUUCACCAACAUGUACCGGGCCACCCUUGUGACUGACUUUCUUUCCAAAACGCUAAACCUGGGGGAGGACACUGUCACCCUGCAGAUCUGGGACACAGCAGGCACAGAGAGGUUCCAGUCCCUGGGAGCACCCCUGUACCGGGGAACCCACUGCUGCAUUCUGGUGUUUGAUGUCACGUCAUGGACAGGUUUCCGUGCCCUGGAGCAGUGGAGGAAGGAGUUCCUGAUCCAGGGAGAACCUCAGGACCCAGAAGAGUUCCCCUUCAUUGUGCUGGGAAACAAAACCGACCUGAACCAGCGGGAGGUUUCUCGCAGUCGAGCCCUGCAGUGGUGCGAGGUAGGAGCAGAUUAUUUUGAAGGAAGUGCCGAACAGGACGUGGACGUGGACGGUCCGUUCCAAUGCGCAGCUCAGAGGGGCUUCAGACAGUACAAAAAACACACAUUGGAAAAUACAGGACAUUUCCAGAUAACCUGCAAACAGCCGAGAGAAACUCGCAACAACUGCCAGUGCUGA